Photinus pyralis (common eastern firefly) is the source of this 585-nucleotide messenger RNA. RefSeq names its product discoidin domain-containing receptor tyrosine kinase B-like. The record is from RefSeq and is a predicted model, not a curated record. Lineage: Eukaryota; Metazoa; Arthropoda; Insecta; Coleoptera; Lampyridae. The transcript has 5 exons. The coding region runs from base 1 to 585 and encodes 194 amino acids.
AUGAAGAGUAAACGAUGGAUUCGGCAGGAGAAGAACGGCGGAGCGUGGUGCCCGAAGGCGCAGAUCAGCAGCGAAAUACGCGAAUAUCUGGAGGUCGAUUUGCAAAAGAAUCACCUCGUUACGUGGACAGAAACUCAAGGGAGAUUCGGUAACGGUCAGGGGCAGGAGUACGCCGAGGCCUUUCUGGUCGAAUAUUGGAGACCUUCGAUAAAUCAGUGGGUCGUAUAUAAGGAUUCUCGGGGCGAAAAGGUCUUAACUGGGAAUAGCAACACAUAUCUGGUUGUAAGGCAGCGUCUGGAGCUUCCCUUCAUUGCAAGCAAAGUGCGGUUUAUUCCCUACAGUGAACAUCCUCGUACAGUCUGCAUGCGGGUGGAACUCUACGGGUGCUCAUGGGAACAGAGCAUCGCAAAGUAUAACGCGCCCAGGGGCGAGGUGAGGGACGGCGACGUGGAUCUUGAGGAUGUCAGCUACGACGGUGUUCUGGAAGGUGGAUACAUGAGAGAUGGCUUGGGUCAGCUCGCCGACGGGCUGUAUGGAGACGACGACUAUCAAAAGCAACUCCAAGGGGAGAAUUCAGAGAUUUAA